Eimeria acervulina is the source of this 3423-nucleotide messenger RNA. RefSeq lists its product as hypothetical. The coding region runs from base 1 to 3423 and encodes 1140 amino acids. Lineage: Eukaryota; Apicomplexa; Conoidasida; Eucoccidiorida; Eimeriidae. The record is from RefSeq and is a predicted model, not a curated record. The transcript is spliced from 3 exons.
AUGCGCCCUCCACAAGAAGCGCCAGUGGCUUUUCCGAGUGGUUUUCCUCCCGUUAAUGUAAGUUCUUUUACUGUGAAUACGACAAAGAAGGAAGAUACUAAAGGAGAUGAAGGAGGCUCCGGAUAUGGGGGCUUCACACCGCCCCAAGCGAGGCGUUCAUCCUCGUCUUCUACCGCCUCGAUGCGAGUAUUUAAAACAUUUCUUCUCUCUGUCUUUCUUUCUAUUAUCUUUCUUGUAGCUAGAUGCGCAAAGUUUGUAGCUUUAUCCCAUAUCAGGGCAGGGGAAACACCGCGACGGCUGGCGGAAGAAUGGAGUACCACUUCUUCAGACGAAUCUGAUGCUGCUACUAUUGCAGACAUCUGUUUGAGUAUAGAAGAGUCAAGCCCAGAACUGGCUCAGCCACCGGAAGUGCAGCAGCAGAUGCUGGAGGACCUGCAGCAGGAGCUGCAGAGCCAAAUGAUGCUGGCGCUGCAACAGCAAGAGGGUUCCCUGCCGCAGCAGGACUCGUACCUGCUUCCACCAGGGUAUUUGCCGCAGGGAGAGCAGGAGCAGCAACAGCAGCUGUUUGACGAAGAUCCGUUCGGUGGGCUGCAGGAGCAGCAGCAGCUGCUUGACGGAGAUCCGUUUGCUGUGCCACAGCAGCAGCAGCAGCAGCAGCAGCAGGCAGAGGAGCAGCCACAGCAAGAGCAGGAGCAGGAGCAGGUAGAUGAUGAACAACCGCAGCAGCAGCAGCAGGGAGAGGAACAGCCGCAACAGAAAGAGGGGGAGGGGACGGGACUGCUAAUGCAUCUGCUGUUGACCGGCAAGGUGCCUGAUUUCAACUGGCCGGGGGGUGAGCAGCAGCAGGAAGGCGAGGGCGGGCAGGGGGGAGAUCAGCAGCAGCAAGAAGGCGAGGGCCGGCAGGGGGGAGAUCAGCAGCAGCAGGAAGGCGGGGGGCCGGGGGAGGAAAUGGGGCUGCUAAAGAAACUGCUGUUGGCCGGCAGGGCGCCUCGUGCCAACUGGCCGGGGGGUCAGCAGCAGCAGGAAGGCGGGAGGCCGCAGCAGGGAGAUCAGCAGCAGCAGGAAGGCGAGGGCGGGCAGGGGGGAGAUCAGCAGCAGCAGGAAGGCGAGGGGCCGCAGCAGGAAGAGCAGCAGCAGCAGGAAGGCGGGGGCCCGCAGCCGGAAGAGCAGCAGCAGGAAGGCGAGGGGCCGCAGGGGGGCGAUCAGCAGCAGCAGGAAGGCGAGGAGGCGCAGCAGGAAGAGCAGCAGCAAGGAGAGGAGGGACAACGGCCGAUGAAGAAGCAGAGGAGGCGGGAUAUUACUCGGCCGAAGGGGCCCCUGCUACGGAGUGUGCUGAUGCAUCAGACCAUGCAGCAGCAGCAGCAGCAGCAGCUGGAGCAGUUGCGGCAGCAGCAGCCGCAGCAAUCGACGUAUCCUUAUAUGCUGGAUUGGGGGUUUUUGGAUGCGUUAGAGAAGGAGAUGCGGCUUCUGCUGGGGAUGCAGGAGCAUAUGGAGGAGCAGCAGUUCUUCGAUACACAAUUGCUGCAGCAUAGACAGGAGGCUGAGCAGCAGCUGCUGCUGCAGGAGCAGCGGCUUCUGGAUCAGGCGGAGCUCCUGGAAACGCAAUGGCUGCUGCAGCAGCAACAUCUGCUUCAGCAGGAGGCGUUGUUGUGUAAGCAGAUGGGGGCGCAGCGGGGCCUUCUGAACCUGCAGCGGCAGCUCUUGGGAAAGGUGCGGGAGAUGGAGCAGCAGGUGUCGGCCUCUAUAUCCCAAACGCAGAAGCAGCAGCAGCGGAUUCUGCAGCAGCAACAGUUUCUGCAGCUGCUACAGACCCCGCAACAGCAACAGAUUCUGCAACAGCAGCAACAGCAGCAGCAGCAGCAGCAGAUUCUGCAGCAACAACAGCAGCAGCAGCAGCAGAUUCUGCAGCAGCAACAGCAGCAGCAGCAGCAGCAGAUUCUGCAGCAGCAACAGCAGCAGCAGCAGAUUCUGCAGCAGCAACAGCAGCAGCAACAGAUUCUGCAGCAGCAACAGCUGCAGCAGCAGAUUCUGCAGCAGCAGCAGCAGCAGCAGCAGCAGCAGAUUCUGCAGCAGCAGCAGCAGCAGCAGCAGCAGAUUCUACAGCAGCAGCAACAGCAGCAGCAACAGCAGCAGCAAGGCCAAGCUGUACGUGUGCCGCAUGUGGAUACAUCUGGACCUCGUUUUCCGCAGCGGCAUGGCUCAGGUAUGCUGCUUCCGUUUGGUGUUAGUGGUAGUGCUGCUUCUGCUGCUGCUGCUGCUGCUGCUUCUGAUGCUGAUGCAGGAGAGGCGCUGCGGCAGCCUUUUGCUAAAAAGCCGGCGUCGGAGGUGAGUAGACACCCGGGAGGGGACUCUGAUUCUUCUUCUCCACCACCUGCAAAGCGCGCGAUGGUUCUGUAUGGUCAUCGUACCGAAAUGUCUGCUGUUUACAUCUCGCAAAGCGGACACGGAGGAGGAGAAGACGCAUUAGGGAGAGGUGGAGGUGCUGCUGAUGCUGAUACUGAUACUGCUGCUGCUAUUGCUGCUGCUAUUGCUGGUGUUACGUCUCCUGAUGCCUGGCUUGGAGGAGUUUCUUCAGGUCUUUCUGCUGUCUCGUCUGCUGCUAUUGCGUCUCCUACGAUUACUUCUAGUGGCGCACCUUAUGCUGAAGGCGAAGAAGCAGGCCCCUCUACUGCUGCUGCAGCAUCAACAGUAUUGUCUUCAGCUUCUCCGUCAACCCCUGCUGCGCCUGCAACCCCCUCGUCUUCUUCUCCGCCUCCUUCAACUACACCUACUGCCUCUGCUUCUUCUUCUUCUUCUUCUUCUCCUUCACAGUCAGAGGGCGCCUCAGGAGCUCCUACUACUUCAAGUAGAAGAAAGAAGAAGAGCAAGAAAAAAUCUCGUCGGCUGCGGAGAGUGAGCCCUGUAAUGCAUGCAGUUGAAGGAUCGCUUUUAGUUAGAGGGGCUUCAGGUGUAUCUACACUUGGUGUAGAUAUUUUUGAGGCUAGCAGUGGGUUUUAUAUGAUGGAAACUUUGUUGAGGUUAGGUGAAGCGCAAGAAGAAGAAUCAUCUAAUGAUCAUAUGUUUCUUUCUCAUCCGUUCUACCGCUUACCUGUUCUAGAUGAAGGUGUUUUAGGAGCUCCAGAAGAGACACUUCAAUCAUGGAAGGCCUUAAUAAAGGAAAUUCCUUUUGCAUUAUCAUUCAGACACCGCAGGGAUUAUGGUGAACAAUUCGGCGAAAACUUGCAGCUUUGCUAUCGCCUAUAUGAAGCAUUAACACUUCUCAAAGACGGAGUGAGACCAUCUCCGAAGGAAACAGUUUAUUUAAAACGAGCGAUUUUAUAUAAUAUGCCGAGUACUGACUUUGGUACUCCAAAGUAUGAUCCUUGGAGAGAUGCAGAUAGUGAAUGGAACAAAGAAAAUGAAAACAGAAUGCGCAUGCAGUGA